CUCGGCGCCCAAACUGGCGAGCGUGGGCUUCCCCCUGCUGCGGUGACAGGGACAGCGGGGGCUGUCCCCAAGCCAGGGCCGCUCUGGUGGGCUGCGUGGGGAGGGGGACGGAGGAGGCAGGAGCAGCUGGGUUUGAAUAAUUGAAUUUAUCGGAAGAAAACGCGUCCCAGCGGGAUGCGCUGUAGCAAUCUGGAACUUCGGUGGCUCCCGGCGCUGGAUCUGGCUCCCCCCCCAGUUUCCUGUUGACGUCACCUGCUAUUUCACCGCUGCAGUUUUUACAACUGUUGAGCUUUUCAAGGGUAAUUGGAGCCGAGACCGGCCAACCUCGGCAGCUGCCGAUGAGGGAACACGGCGUUACGUUCCUUAUCUCCCCCGGCUCGCCUUCCCCACUGCUCCCACCAGCCUCGCAGACCCCCGGGAACCGGGGAUACUGGGCGAGGAGAGCUGCGUGAAGCCAGCGAGCGAUCCGGGCUGUGCAUUCCCACUGAAAGUAAUCAUCGGUGCUUGCAAGAAGUGCCGUGGGCCGGAUCCUGUGGGAUUUUCUUUGUCCCAUCCCUCUGUUCUGCCAGGCGUGCCAGCGCUGUUCUUCGUUUCUGAGAAACCAUGGACAAGAAGCAAGAUUCCAAAGGAUCCUUGGAGCCGCACAAACCGGUGAAAAGCAAGAAGAAACGGGAACUGAGGAUAACAUGUGUCCCUAUCAAACAGCCUGUUGCCAACACAACGCCCCCGAGGAACUUGGACUCCAGGGCGUUCAUUACCAUUGGAGAUAAAAACUUUGAGGUGGAAGCCGAUGACCUGGUGGCAAUUUCGGAGCUGGGCCGCGGGGCUUAUGGCGUGGUGGAGAAGGUCCGGCACGCGCAGAGCGGCACCAUCAUGGCCGUGAAGAGGAUUCGAGCGACUGUGAACACGCAGGAGCAGAAGAGGUUAUUGAUGGACUUGGAUAUCUCCAUGAGGACCGUUGACUGCUUCUACACAGUCACCUUCUACGGAGCCCUCUUCCGCGAGGGCGAUGUGUGGAUCUGUAUGGAGCUCAUGGACACGUCCCUAGAUAAAUUCUACAAGAAAGUACUGGAGAAGAAGAAAACCAUCCCUGAAGACAUUUUGGGGAAAAUGGCCGUGUCUAUUGUACGAGCUCUGGAGCAUCUGCACAGUAAACUGUCCGUGAUCCACAGAGAUGUGAAACCUUCCAAUGUGCUGAUCAACAAGGAGGGACAUGUGAAAAUGUGUGACUUUGGAAUAAGCGGCUACUUGGUGGACUCGGUUGCGAAGACUAUGGAUGCUGGCUGCAAACCAUACAUGGCUCCGGAAAGAAUAAACCCUGAGCUGAACCAGAAGGGCUACAACGUGAAGUCAGACGUCUGGAGUCUGGGGAUCACAAUGAUCGAACUGGCCAUUCUUCGCUUCCCGUACGAGUCCUGGGGGACGCCCUUCCAACAGCUCAAGCAAGUGGUGGAGGAGCCCUCGCCCCAGCUGCCCGCCGAUCGCUUCUCCAAGGAGUUUGUGGACUUCACAGCGCAGUGCUUAAGGAAGAACCCUGCCGAGAGAAUGAACUAUUUAGAACUUAUGGAACACCCGUUCUUUACCUUGCAUGACACCAAAGAGACUGACAUGGCCUCCUUCGUGACAGAGAUCCUCGGGGACGACUCCUAACUCUGACCUCACGGCCUCGUGCAGCCCCUCCAUCCUGGCUCCCGCGCAGAAGAGCGAAUGAGGACUUGAGUUAGUGGUGGUUUGCACAAACCGUGGGCAUCUCCGGCCCCAUCUGGCCUCGCAGUCUCUUUUCUCUUUGCCCUGAAAAUGAAAUCCCCCAGGAUGAGCCUUUUGAAGCCGACACUUUCCCAACUAAGCCACGGAGACGGAGGCCAACGUGUCCCAUCCAGAGAGAGGACGGUGUCCGUGGGGUCUGAGUGGGGCCAGGGCAGAAGCUGCCCGAGGGCAUCUCCUUUCCCCCGCAGCCCCAUGCACAGCGCAGGGAGUCUGUUUCUUUGCUGCCUGGGGAAGGCAGAGAGGAAAAAAGCGCUGCUGUGCUUGUGUCCUGCCCUGCCUGCCCAAAGCCCCUUCCCAGAGUCUGGUCUUGCCUUCCCUUUGUGCCUGGUUCCCUGCCCCCAGGAGCCUACACAUCUUUGGCAUCCCACUGCUCACACCAGUGGCUGUUUUAAUGCCUGGCUCCACAUCUUAAUGACCCUUCGAGGCAGCACUGGACCAGGCGUCCCCCUCCCUCAAUCCAUGUGCUGCUCCUUUCGGGGGGUGGAAAAAAAAAGCAUUUUUUGAUGAGCCCACCUUGAUGCAAGCUGCAACCCACACUUCAACCCACGGGACUCCAUCCAGCGCACAGUGCUCCCUUCCCACACGGGCAUGAGGUGACAUGGGGGGUGACAAGCAGGUCCCAGGACGCUGCCUCCCUCCCCUCCAGCCCUGGGCUAAGAGGAUAUGUCUUCCCCUCUGGGCAUCUUAAUGCCUUUUGCAGCCCCCACCUCCACCUUCCCCGGCUCUUGGAGAAGAUGUUGCUCCAUUUCCCAACCCGUGGAGCUCACGUAAGACCUUGCACUGUGACACCCGCUCGUUUCGGAGGCCAGACUCCCACCCCUUGUGUCCCAAACUGCCUUCAGCCCCCCCAGCUGCCACCAAGGCGUCAACCGAGAUCGAAACCCCAGCGACUCGCAUGGGGGCUGCCGCCACUUGUACAUUUUAUGUCUAUAUAUAAUGGACUUUGUAACAUGUUGCCUAGUUUUAAUCUAACUUGCUAUAAAUUAAAGCCCUUCUGUGUGGGAGGAGGGAGGAGCAGAUCCUUCUCUGCUAACAAAUCCACUGUGAAAACCUGAUGUGUUCCCUCACUCUCCCAGCCUGAACGUUCUGCGAGGAGCUACGGGAGCAAAAGGGAUUUCUGUCUUCUACUGUAUGUGAUCACGGGAUAAACGCACCGGCUGUGGAUUUUGUUGGGUUUUUUUUUUAAACAGAUUGAGUUUUCAGAGGGAUUUUUUUUUCUUUUCUAAUAUAUAUUUGUGUGUGUGUAUGUGUGUGCACAAUUAUAUAUAUAUUAUAUAUUUUUAAAUCGAUGAAUGUGUGAACGUCUACGUGGCAAGCAGAUUUGGUGAAAUGGCUAGCAUUUUUCUGGCUCAGUUUGGGGUGAUGGGGGAAGGGGUCACUCCAAGACACCCUGGCCUAAGACUCUUUUUUUAAAGAAAUGCAUCUAUUUUUUAACUGAAUCUUUUAAAAAUGUUGGGGUUUCCCCCCCCCCCCCCCCCCCGAAAUUCAUGCCCUGGAGGUGUGGAUUUUGAGGUGCAUUUCCAUUGUUUCCCACCCAAUGAAGAAUGUCCCCCUAAAUUCUUUGCUCCCUGUUCCUGCAACUUGGGGUUUGUGGCACUGGCUGCUCAGCAUUUAUUUUCAUGAGCUGCUCCUGGGGGCAGCUGCUUCAGGGCAAAAGGGUUUUGGUCCUUUGUGCCCCUGUGCUGGGGCACCAUGUGCCAGCACUUUGCCCCUAUCACUGUUCCCAUCCCCGGCAGAACCAGCCCAGGCUGAGCAGGACAAACGCUGUUCAGCUUUGGGCUGACCCUGACCCCCCCACACCACCUCUUCAUGUAAAAUAAAUGAUUGUUCUUCACAUGUCCUUUCUCGGUCCUGCUCUGCAAGCCACCUGGCGCUCUCUAGGGCACCCGCACCUUUCCCUGCUUGCUCUCACAGCUUUGCAGCUGAGAUGUACAAUUGUUCUUUAUUUUUUAUUUUUUCUUUUCAUAGUUGGUUACUUUGGGUUAUUUCUCGUUUUCAUGUUGAGCUUUUGUUUGUUCUUUUUUUUUGUUUCCCCCCUUCUCUCCUUGUUUUGACCCCUUUCCCCUUCCUGUGUCUCACCCUUUUUGGUGCUUUGGGGAAUGGCGAUUAUAUAUGUUUUUCUUUUUUGGGCUGCAGUUCAGCUGGAGCAAUUCCUGACAUUAGGGGAAAGGGAACAUCUGCCCUUUCAAACCCUGGGGAGAUGCCUCUGGGGUGGGCUUGGGACCCUGUGCAUAAAGUAAGAUCUGCAGAAGGGGCAAACACAAACACAGCCCCUCCCUGUGCCAUCUCUGCUGCACUCCACACGGGUCCUGCCUGUCCCUCUUCAGCCUCUCACCUGUCCCUCUCCAUCUGACACUUUCCUGUCCUGCCGUGUCCCCUCUGCCAUGGUGGGGGGUGUAAAGCCAGCCCCGGGGACAACCAGCUCGUCCUUGUGGUGGGUGAGGAAUUUAGCUUACAGCAGAAGCCCCUCUAGCCUUGUAUUUUUGAGAACGGUCUGUACCCAUUAAACCCCGUCAUUAUUUUCAAUAAAAUUCACCCUCAAACCUG
Molecule: messenger RNA, 4314 nt
Organism: Columba livia (rock pigeon)
Lineage: Eukaryota; Metazoa; Chordata; Aves; Columbiformes; Columbidae
Gene: MAP2K3
Product: mitogen-activated protein kinase kinase 3
Exons: 13
Coding region: 604-1650 (348 amino acids)
Biological process (GO): protein phosphorylation; MAPK cascade
Molecular function (GO): ATP binding; MAP kinase kinase activity
Source: RefSeq, a predicted model, not a curated record